Messenger RNA from Salpingoeca rosetta, 951 nucleotides. Its product is annotated as glutathione transferase zeta 1. The transcript has 8 exons. The record is from RefSeq and is a predicted model, not a curated record. The coding region runs from base 82 to 732 and encodes 216 amino acids. Gene Ontology annotation, cellular component: cytoplasm; mitochondrion. Gene Ontology annotation, biological process: glutathione metabolic process; L-phenylalanine catabolic process. Gene Ontology annotation, molecular function: glutathione transferase activity; maleylacetoacetate isomerase activity. Lineage: Eukaryota; Choanoflagellata; Craspedida; Salpingoecidae.
AGCAGCACCAGCAAAAACAACACACAAAUCAAAUCUCAAUCAUCUCACACAAGAAACGCGACCAGUGAACAACCCCACACGAUGGAGGCCACCUUGUACUCAUACUUCCGCAGCUCGUGCUCUUGGCGUGUGCGCAUCGCCCUUAACUUGAAGAAGGUCAAGUAUGCAUACAAGGCCGUGAACCUCCUCAAGGGAGAGCAGCUUGGAGACGACUUCCUCAACGUCAACCCCAUGGGCGAGCUUCCAGCACUUGAGAUUGACGGCCACACUCUCACCCAAUCGCUGCCCAUCAUCGAGUACCUUGAUGAGACGCGACCGGAGAACCCGCUGCUUCCUCGCGACGACCCGUUCAAACGCGCCGAGGUCCGCCGCUUGUCCCAGAUCAUUGCCUCGGGCAUUCAGCCGGUGCAGAAUCUGCGUGUGCUGAAGAAGCACGGCCUUGAGCACAAGGUCGAAUGGGGUCAAUGGGUCAUCAACAACGGUUUCAAAGCACUGGAGCGCGAGCUGAAGAAGACUGCGGGCAAAUACAGUUUUGGCGACACGGUGACAAUGGUGGACCUCUGCUUGGUUCCUCAGGUCUUCAACGCCGAGCGGUUCAAGGUUGACAUGUCGCAGUACCCGACAAUCCAGCGCGUGGCGGCGGCGCUUGGCGAGCUGCCGGAAUUUGAGGCCGCCAUGCCGACCAAGCAGCCAGACUGCCCAGAGGAGCUGCGCCUCGACGCCUCCAAGUAGCGAGGGGGGAUGUGAAGGGGAUGUGAAGGGACGGAGGGAUGGUGGCGUGAACGCAUGAGUGAAAGCAUGAGACUCACGCACUGUUCCACUCUCCACACCCCUGCUGCAACUACCUGCCCGACCAACCAAUCAAUCAUUACAGCAAGCGCACGUUUGCAUGCACUCGUGCCAGUGCAUGGUGUCUCUCACACGUCAGCCAAUACACCAACCAACACAGCA